AACAACACUGCUAUUUUCUCUCUGAUCACACAAAAUCACAUUCACUUUCUUCCUCCGAAGCUGCUCGGAAGGAUCGAGCAUUUUCAAUUUCGGUGAAUGAAUUCAAUUAAGCUCAAUUUCGAGGUCUGAUUCUACGACCAUGUGGUAUUCCUUCUGGAGAUCCAGAGAUCGUUUCUCCUUGGAUCAACUCAGGUACUUAACUGAUCAAUUGACAAAAGUUCAUAUUGUUAAUGAGGUUAAUAAGGAUUUUGUUAUUGAGGCACUGAGAUCAAUUGCGGAGCUGAUAACAUAUGGUGACCAACAUGACCCAAGCUUUUUUGAAUUCUUCAUGGAAAAGCAAGUCAUGGGCGAAUUUAUGCGUAUUCUAGAACUUAGCAGGACUGUAAACGUUCCACUUCAGUUGUUGCAAACUCUGAGCAUCAUGGUCCAGAACUUAAAAAGUGAACAUGCUAUAUACUAUAUGUUUGGUAAUGAACAUAUGAACUACCUGAUAACGUAUUCAUUUGACUUUCAAAAUGAAGAGCUGUUGUCUUACUACAUAUCCUUUUUAAGAGCAAUAAGUGGAAAAUUGAACAAGAAUACAAUUUCUCUGCUUGUGAAGAUUCACGAUGUAAUGGUUUCGUUUCCAUUGUAUGUUGAGGCCAUACGCUUUGCUUUUCAUGAGGAGAACAUGGUUCGCACUGCUGUACGAGCUAUCACCCUUAAUGUUUAUCAUGUUGGAGAUGACUCUGUUAAUAGAUAUAUAACCAGCGCACCUCACAAAGAUUACUUCUCAAACCUGGUUUCAUUUUUUAGGAAGCAGAGCGUGGAUUUAAAUAGACUGGUCUCUAAUACACUAAUAAAUCCGGGCCCAGAUUCAACCUCUACAAUUAUUGGUGCUGUAGAUGAAAUUGAGAACAACCUGUACUACUUUAGUGAUGUUGUCUCUGCUGGAAUUCCUGAUGUUGGGAGGCUAAUAGCAGAUAGCAUUCUGAUGGUUUUGAUAUUUCCAUUACUUCUUCCUUCCCUGCGGAUAGUGAUUGAUAAUGACAUGCAAAGUGGUGUUGUCACUUCUCUCUACUUACUUUGUUGCAUCUUGAGGAUAGUCAAAAUCAAAGAUUUGGCAAAUACCAUAGCUGCUGCUUUUUUUUAUCCCUCAGAGGCCUUUACAAAGAGUUCUGUGGGUAAAUUCAAUGUCCAUAUACCUGAUCAUGGUUUCACAUCUGAGUGCCAAGUGUCAGAUAAUGAUAAUCUUACCAAGUGUGAUACAAGACACUCAAUGUUCAAUGUUCCAUACGCUUCUAGUUCUUUAGGUUUUCAUCCAGAAGGUGUUCUCACGCAAAAUGAUUGUAGCAGUUCAAAUUUGUCUAUAAGGGAGGUUUUGCUUGCAUAUUUAACAAAAGGAGAUGAUGCCCAAGUUUUGGGUUCUUGGAGUGUGCUUGCAACUCUGUUGCAAACUAAAGAACUUGAUGAAUCAAUGCUAGAUGGGCUUGGAAUUCUUCCACAACGUCAACAACAAAAGAAACUCUUAUUGCAAGCUUUAGUUGGCGAGGAUUCAGGUGAAGAGCAACUAUUUUCUUCCAAAAAUAGCUUGGCAAGGGAUGGCAUUAGUAGUGAUCUUGAUGUCUAUCAUGAAAAGAUAAAGGAGCAGUAUGGAGUAUCUUUUCAGCCUUCUGAUGGGAGAAUAAGCCCUCGCGUACAUAGAUUUCAGGUGAUUGAUGCAUUAGUGAUCCUAUUUUGUCGCUCUAAUAUAUCUGCAGAGACACUAUGGGACGGUGGUUGGCUUUUGCGCCAGUUGAUUCCUUACAGUGACUCAGAAUUCAACAGCCAUCACCUUGAAUUACUGAAAGUAAGAACAUAUUAUGAGGCUUUUCUAGCAAUAUCCACAAUAAAGGUUUCUUACAAGAAUUGUGCUUCUGCUCUUGAAGAGGAAGUUAGAGGUAUCUGGCCUGACUUUCUUAUCUCUGUUCUCUGUGAUGAGUGGAGAAAGUGCAAAAGAGCAAUGGAGUCGUCAUCUGCUCGAAAAGAGCCAAAUUGCAUGCUUUUGCCACCACAAAAGCUCUCUUCAGAAGAUGAUAUUCCAAAAGGAUCAUCUUUUGCUGCUGGAGAAAGAAUGCAUGAGUUGGUGAAGGUAUUUGUACUGCUGCACCAACUUCAAAUAUUCACCCUUGGUAGAACUUUAUCUGAGCAACCUCCAAUUUACCCUCCCGGUGAUCUCCCUGCAAAUUGUCGUGCCCAGACUUCUGGGCUUGAUGUGUCAGGCCCAAAGCCAGGAACUGAAGUCCGCCUUGGUAAUGCUGUGCCUUGUAGAAUUGCUUUCGAGAGAGGAAAAGAAUGUCAUUUUUGCUUUCUAGCAAUCUCUUUAGGAAUAUGUGGGUGGCUUGUUCUUGCAGAAGAAUUGCCACUGAAGAAGUCCUACGGAGUCGUUCGGAUUGCUGCACCUUUGCCUGGGUGCAAUCCCAAGAUUGAUGAUAAAAAUUCAACAUGGCUACACUUGCGGAUCCGGUCAUCCUCUUUACCCUUUUUGGAUGCUGCCAAAGUCAAUGACUAUGGGAAACUGAACACAAAAACUUUGGUAGAUGGAAGAUGGACAUUGGCGUUCAGGGAUGAGGAGUCUUGCAAGUCUGCUUUAUUCAUGAUUGUUGAAGAGAUCAAUUUUCUGAGUGAUGAGGUUCAUAGAAGACUAAAACCUUUGCUCAACCUUGAAACUGCAAUAGAUUUAUCAAGCUCGUCUGUAUAUGCUGCAGGGGAUUCAUCUUCGUAUAGAACACCUCCCAAUUCAUUUUAAGUUAUUUGGCAUGGUUUACCAUAUUAGGUUGGAGAAUAUUUUUAGUGGUCCAAGACCACCAAGUUGAAUGAUCCCUUUUCCAAAUGUGGAAAUUUUUUAGGGAUAUAGAUGGAAAGAUAAAUGAAAAAAAUGAGUAGAGUGGAAUUUUUUUUUCCACAUUUGGAAGAGGGACCACCCAACUUUGUAUAUGCUCCCAAAAUAUUAAGUCUCAGAUACCAUUUUGUAAAUGCUCCCAAAAUACAUACCAGAUUUUAGAUUACCAGUUGUGGUUAGUGUCAUUUUAUUUUUUAUUUUUUUUGUAUAUAUUAGCUUUUCGUUGACCAUAUCUGUAAGUUUACCCGUUGCUAUCAUUUUUUAGCAGCUCUAACCGUUGCGCCGUAUCAGUUUUUCCUAUUACAUUGUUAGUU
Molecule: messenger RNA, 3174 nt
Organism: Gastrolobium bilobum
Lineage: Eukaryota; Viridiplantae; Streptophyta; Magnoliopsida; Fabales; Fabaceae
Product: protein TRANSPARENT TESTA 9
Exons: 21
Coding region: 140-2767 (875 amino acids)
Biological process (GO): regulation of autophagosome maturation; endosomal transport; endosome to lysosome transport
Cellular component (GO): endolysosome membrane; late endosome
Source: RefSeq, a predicted model, not a curated record